Messenger RNA from Sparassis crispa, 240 nucleotides. RefSeq lists its product as hypothetical. Lineage: Eukaryota; Fungi; Basidiomycota; Agaricomycetes; Polyporales; Sparassidaceae. The record is from RefSeq and is a predicted model, not a curated record. Bases 1 to 240 code for a protein of 79 amino acids. The transcript has 2 exons.
AUGGAUCUUACCGUUGAUUUGGCAAACAAGGGCGAUAUCGAUUUAGUGUAUCUCAUCUCUACUUCUUCUGACCCCGACACGUACAACCCUCUGUGUCCAAAAGGAAACCUGUCGCUAUUGUUUUCCGCCAGAAGGGAACGCUAUUCCCUGAUCAAGAACCUCAGAGGAGCUAUCGAGAGUCGCAUACCAGAUUCACCUCUCGAUGUGCAUAAAGCUAGGCCUUGUGAGCCCCCUCUCUGA